Messenger RNA from Nerophis lumbriciformis (worm pipefish), 7989 nucleotides. RefSeq names its product plexin b2b (gene plxnb2b). Lineage: Eukaryota; Metazoa; Chordata; Actinopteri; Syngnathiformes; Syngnathidae. Gene Ontology annotation, cellular component: plasma membrane; semaphorin receptor complex. The record is from RefSeq and is a predicted model, not a curated record. Gene Ontology annotation, biological process: regulation of cell migration; positive regulation of axonogenesis; regulation of GTPase activity. Gene Ontology annotation, molecular function: protein binding; semaphorin receptor activity.
GUCUAUACACCGUGUCUGCUUGUAAGUAUUCCGUACGUGUGCGUUGCCGAACAUGCGCCACGACGGCGCUGCGUAAUGUUCAUAAAAAACAAAAAAUAGUAGCAGUGUUUUUUUAGAGGCGGUAUCGUAGUGUUUUUUAAUUCAUUAGUACUUUAUUAGUACUGGUAUACCAAACAGCCCUAGUCUGUACAGGGCCCCCCUUCCUAUACUUUGUGCGUAGGGUCCUGCGUUCCGUGGAAGGCCCCACAUGUCUUCCAGGGCAUUUUUACCACAACUCAUAUGGGUCGCCAUAAAUGCCAUUUAACUGUGGCAUUUUCCUCCCAAUGAUUGCCAUUACUUUCACCAUCACACAUUUUCUGAAGGUUAUUUCUUCCACCCAGCUUUACAUCUGUUUAUGCCUCUCAUCCGGUCUGCCGCCUAUAUGUCUUCAUGAGGUCAUUUCUUUGCCCCCAGUGUCCACUGCUCUAAUUGUAGCCUAAUGGCAAGCCCUUAUAGCGCAAAGUGAUAAAAGCAGCUGGUGGUUGGCCAUGCUGCCUUCCCUCCUCCGGCUGAUGACUUUGUCUCGUUAAUGCUCGGAUACAAAUGGACAGUGGUUAUUGCAUCAGGAGAGACAGUUAGCCUGUCAAAAUGACCGGCUCUCUAACAGGGAGACAAGAGGAGAGGCAGAUAAGGAGCGAUGGCUAAAGUGCGGGUGAAUAUAUUUUGGAGAAGCAAUUUCACAGAGGGUGUAAAAAGCAUGGUGCAAUUACCAAAUGCGGCGUUCUGUUUCCGUAAUGACCGCUUCUCCGCGGGCUAUUUUUGAAGCGAGGAACUGUUGUGUUGUGUACAUGCUGGUCUUGAAGCUACCACCGAGAGCUGAAGCACUUUUCCCAGAUAAAUAUCCGCCAAAUGCAACUAUUAGGUUUUCCCCUUUCUCAUAUUUAGCAUGUUAUUGUGUGCAGUGUGAUAUAGGGCUGCAACAACUAAUCCAUUAAAUCGAUUAAAAUUGAUUAUCAAAAUAGUUGGCGAUUAAUUUAGUCAUCGAUUCGUUGGAACUAUGCUAUGCGCAUGCGCGGAGGCUUUUUUUGUUUUUUUUGUUUUGUUUGUUUUUUGUUUUAUAAACCUUUAUUCAUAAAGUGCAACAUUUACAAACAGCUGAGAAACAAUAAUCAAAAUAAGUACAAAAACAGUACAAAACAGCGCCGGGGCGGCGCUGAGGCUACGUCUCAUGAGGUGGAGGUAAGCUAGCCAAUGAUGUGUCAUGUGCAGCUCACGUGACGACGUCGUCUCCUUUGCUGGAAACAUUUGAAAAAUGGCGCAGGAAAACAGUACGGAUAGUUUAGCGGAGAAACAUCUUGAGGUUAUUGCUUCAAUGGAGAAAAGUGUACGACCUAAGUCGUCAAAAGUGUGGGAACACUUUACUUUAAAGACUUCAAAGAAGACCGUUUCCUGCAAAAUGGCACGGAAGUACAACAUUGCUUCAGGAGCACCUGAAAAGGAAACAUGUUGGAGCCAUGGAUGAAGGGUAGAACUCACAAGUCGGGGUUUUUCAUGAAGUCGGGGGUCAGUGGCGGUGUCCAAUUAAUUGGCUAAGUUAGCCCGAGGCUGUCGGCUCGUGAUUGACGUGUCAAGUCAAGGAGGUUUCACUCUCCACACCAACACCACCAUCUUCCCCAGAUUUUAUAAAGACGCCCCUCUACCGAGUGCUCCGCCCAACUCCUCAAAGAGACACAGCCUGCUGGACCUUGACCCCGCCCAUCUCCACCGUCCUGCCGGAGAGAACACUUUGAAUGAGAGCCGACCGAGAGCGUGGCGGCAAAUUGCUUUUAUGAAUGACCUUUCCCGCACAUCCAAGGUUCUCUCUGCUAGGAUUCCAUCUAUUGUUGCUGCUGCCAAUGCCUUCUUGAAUUAAUCAUUGCUUAUCAAGUGUCUGAGAUGGCCAGCUGGGUUUCCCUGCUUCUCUUCCUUGCCUGCCAGAGGACCUCCAGAGCCCAAGAGGCCAGCACUGCCUUCCCAGAGUUCCCCUCAGAGACCCCCAUCAACAACGUGGUCCAGGACCCGCGCACGGGCCGCGUGUACGCGGGAGCCGUCAACGCCAUCUACCAACUGGGGCCAUCUCUGCGGCUGGAAGCCCGGGCGGAGACGGGUCCCAAAAAGGAUGCCAGGACGUGCACGCCGCCGGCUUCGGCCUGCCAGGACACCAAGCUGAUGCCAAACAUCAACAAGCUGCUGCUGAUCCACCCGUCCAACGGUUCUCUCAUCGUGUGCGGGAGCCGAUACAGGGGCAUCUGCUCCUUACAGAACCUGUCCAACGUGGAGCAGCAGCUCUACUACAGCGACAACAAGGGCGAGAGGACUUACGUGGCCAGCAUAGAGGACAACGUCAACGUGGUGGGCGUCAUGUCCACCUUCAUCAAAGAGCAACACAAGUUGGACGUGUUCCUGGUGGGGAAAGGCUACGGCAGCCAGGACAGCACCAAGAUCAUCACCACCAGGAUUCUGCAGGACUUCCGGGAGUGGGUGGUUUUUGAGAGCAUCAUCGAGGCCUCCACCAUUCAGACCAUGCCCUUCGGUCCGAGGUACCUACAUGACUUCAGGCACGCCUUCUCCGCUGACGGCUUCGUUUACUUCGUCUUCUCAAGGACUCUGGACGGCAACGACAACAAGAACCUGACCUUCGUGUCCCGUCUGUGCGAGAACGACCACCAUCUGUACUCGCACACGGAGCUGCAGCUCAAUUGCGGCCAAGAUAACCGAUACAGCAAAGUGCACGCCGCCUACGUAGCGUCACCCGGGAAGGAGCUGAGUCGGGUCAUGACAGAGUCCGGGGCGUACGAGAAAGUUCUGUUUCUGGUGGCCAGCUCCGAGGACGAGCACAGCGAGUCGGCUCUGUGCAUGUACACGCUCAGCGCCAUCAACGAGCGGCUGGUGGACAUCAUCACCGCCUGCUACUGCGACUCGGGGAAGAUUUCAAGCGUCCCCGUCGUUGACAUCCCAUACUCCACCAAAACGGCGGAAUUCUGCACAUCGAAAAUUGCUAAGGACACGUUAGAACAGUACAAGUGCGGCGGAGACUUCCUGCCCACGCCUUUGGCCAGCAAGCCCGAAUUCGCCUUGAAGUCCAACGCGGCAUUGACCAAGCCCGGCCUUCUGACCGCCGUGGCCAUCGCCGUGGAGAACGAUCACACCGUUGCCUUCUUGGGGAAUAACCAGGGAGAAGUCUUCAAGGUACACCUGACAUCCCAUCCAUAUGUGUAUGGCAAGGCUCCUGGUGACACCUUGGGAGAGAAGGUCAACAAGAACCUUUUCUUCGACAUGGACCACAGCCACCUCUACAUCACCACUGAAAAAAAGAUCACCAAGGUGCCCGUGGAGACGUGCCUCCAGAAGCAAGACUGCCAAUCUUGCGUGAAUAUGAGGGACCCUUACUGUGGCUGGUGUGUCCUGGAGGGCAGGUGCACCAGGAGGUCUGAGUGCCGGCGGGCAGAGGAGAAGAAUGGCUGGCUGUGGAGCCCCAGGCAGCAAUGUGUCAAAAUUGUCUCCUUCUACCCGUCCAACCUCUCCUGGAAGAAGAGCCAGAAGGUGACGAUCAACAUCCCUUUGCUGCCCGCCAUCGGCCCUUCGGACCGUCUGCAGUGCUCCUUCAAGACCUUCCAGAGCGAGGGCGUUAUGUCGGAAUCCGGCCAGGUUUCCUGCGACCUGCCCCGCCCAUCGCAAAUACCGCAAACACCAGAAGACCAAGACUUCGUGGCCGUGCCUGUGAGCAUUUUCGUCAACAAGACGGUGGAGUUGGCCAUGCGCGACUACCAGUUCUACAACUGCGCCGCCACCGUGAAGAAGUCUGAAAACACGCCGUGCAUGUCAUGCGUGGCCAGUCCGUGGGGCUGCCAGUGGAACACACGGGACCACACGUGCAGCGACAUGGACAACGCCGUGCAGGACUCCAACGUCAUCAAGCACCGACAGGGAGCAAAGUGUCCUCGGUUUGAGAAUCCUGACCCGAUGCUGAUCUCCGUGGGCCACAAGAGCGCAAUCGGCUUCGAGGGUAUCAAUUUGGCCCUUUACCAGGGGCGUGUCUUCACCAUCGGCACUGAGCUCAUGCGGAACGUGGAAGAGGAGGUCAAGUUUGAGGGGGGCGGAUCUUUCUACAGCUUCAGUGGAUUUAAUUUUUCCUACAACAAGUCACAGGAGACCAAUGUUGUUCUUUACGUGAAGGACAAGGAGCUGGGCAAGAAGAUGGACAGCACGCUAAAUGUCACCCUGUACAACUGCUCGGUGGGCAGAGAGGACUGCAGUUUGUGUAAGAACGCCGACUCCAAGUACACGUGUGUGUGGUGCCACAAACUCAAGGCCUGUGUCUACGAGAAGCUGUGCACUCCCGAUGCCGCCAACGCAGAGUGUCCCGCCCCCAAAAUCACUGAUAUCCUCCCUCGCUAUGGCCCCCGAGAGGGUGGCAUCGCCGUCACCAUCCGCGGCUCCAAUCUGGGAAUCCGCAAGGAGGACAUUAAACGCAUCACUGUGGUUGGGGAGCCUUGUGUUCAUCAGCAGGACAAGUACUCUGUGUCCACCAGUGUGGUAUGUGUGAUCGGCCCCAUUACCCCCGGCAACGCGUUGUGGGGCCAAGUGGAUGUGGAAGUCAAAGGUGGAAAGAAAGGAACAUCCUCCAUGUUCUUCACCUACAGGGACCCGAUUCCUGAAGCGGUUACGCCGAGCCGAGGUCCUAAAGCUGGGGGAACCCUCAUUACCAUCACUGGAAGCUUUUUGGACACCGGCAGUAAAGAGGACAUCCAUAUCACUGUUGGAGGAGUGGGUUGCACUGUGGAGCACUUUGGAGAAAAAAUCACCUGCAGGACAGGAGAGUAUCGAGCUGAUAAGGUGCCCUCUGACCCCCUCUCCGUCACCGUGAAGUAUGGGACGAGCACCUUGACCUCAGUCCCCAGUGCCUUCCAGUUCUUGGAGAACCCGACCGUGCUGGACCAUCAGCCCAAAGCAAGCUUUGUCUGCGGCGGCAGAAACAUCGUUGUGACCGGUUCUGGUUUCGACAUCAUUCAGCGAGCCGUCAUUAAUGUCCGGGCAGACAACGUGACAUCAUCUGAGGUGGCCCAUGAGAAGAGCGACACCGUCAUCCAGUUCCGCUCCCCGACGAUCAACGGAUCGCUGAGUCAGCACGCCAGGACGUACAUUCAGCUGGACAACUGGGAGAAGGAGCUGAAGACCUUUGACUACCACCAGGACCCCGUCUUCUACGAGCUUCCCAAGAGGCUCUUCACGGAGGCCAGCAUCAUCAUCGUCACUGGGCGAGGCUUCUCCAAAGCCAUGACGGCCAAGGAGGCUAAGGCCUUCGUGGGCGACGUCCCCUGCGUGGUCAACACUCUCCAGGACGACAAGCUCUUCCUGGACCCGCCCUCCACUCAGCCCAGCGCUCGGUCCCGGAGGCACCGCCGCGACACUCGGCCCGAGUUGCUGGAUCUAAUGGUCCAGUUCGGGAAGGGGGAGUGGGUGGUGGGCUCGGUGCAGUACGAGAAGAAGAACGAUUUGUCGCUCUACAUCAUCAUCCCUGCUGUCAUUGUGCCAAUGCUGCUCAUCAUUGCUAUCUCCGUCUACUGCUACAGGAGGAAGAGUCAACAGGCGGAAAGAGAGUACGAGAAAGUCAAACACCAGCUGGAGAACCUGGAGGAGAGUGUGCGAGAUCGCUGCAAGAAAGAAUUCACAGACCUCAUGAUCGAAAUGGAGGACCACACAAACGAGCUGAGCGAGGGUCGGAUCCCUUUCCUGGACUAUAAGACCUACACGGACCGUGUCUUCUUCCUGCCCUCCAAGGACGGCGCCAACGACGUGAUGAUAACGGGCAAGCUGGACAUUCCCGAGGCUCGGCGGGCCACCGUGAAGCAAGCUCUCAACCAGUUCUCCAACCUUCUCAACUCCAAAACUUUCCUCAUCAAUUUUAUCCGCACCCUGGAGCGCAGCAAUGACUUCAACGCCAGGGCCAAAGUCUACUUCGCCUCCCUGCUGACGGUGGCGCUCCACGGGAAGCUGGAGUACUACACGGAUAUCAUGAGGACGCUGCUGUUGGAGCUAAUGGAGGAGUACGUCCACAGCAAAAACCCCAAGUUGAUGCUGCGACGGUCAGAGACGGUGGUAGAAAGGAUGCUGUGCAACUGGAUGUCCAUCUGUCUCUAUCAGUUCUUAAAGGACUCGGCAGGCGAGCCCUUGUACAAACUGUUCCGAGCCAUCAAGCACCAGAUCGAGAAAGGACCUGUGGACGCCCGUGUGAAGAAAGCCAAGUACACCCUGAACGACACAGGCCUGCUGGGCGACGAUGUGGAGUACUCUGUCCUGACGCUGCAGGUGCUGGUGCACGGCGAGGGUCCAGAUGUGACGCCGGUCAAGGUUCUUAACUGCGACACCAUCUCGCAGGUAAAAGAGAAGAUCAUCGAGCAGGUGUACAGGAACCUGCCCUACUCCUCGCGGCCCAAAGUCGACAGUGUCACGCUGGAGUGGCGCCCCGGCUCAACUGGGCAGAUUUUAUCCGAUCUGGACCUGACCUCCCAGAAAGAGGGCAGAUGGAAACGCAUCAACACCCUGGCUCAUUACAACGUACGCGACAACGCCACACUAGUCCUAUCUCGGGUGUUCCACACGCAGCAGAACUACGAUCAGAACCAGGAGAACCACGAGGAGCGGAACGCUCUGUUGGAUGACGACAAGGUGUUCCACCUGGUGAGGCCCGCCGACGAGCUGGAUGAGAUCAAGUCCAAACGGGGCAGCAUCAAAGACAAGUCCAUGACCAAAGCCAUCACAGAGAUUUAUCUCACAAGACUGCUGUCUGUCAAGGGAACGUUGCAGCAGUUUGUAGAUGACUUCUUCCGUAGUGUGCUGUGCUCCGGGGCGGUGGUGCCGCCGGCGAUCAAAUACUUCUUUGACUUCCUGGACGAGCAGGCGCUGAAGCACAACAACGUGGACGAUGAGACCAUCCACAUCUGGAAGACUAACAGCCUGCCACUACGAUUUUGGGUGAACAUCCUCAAGAACCCCCACUUUACCUUUGAUGUCCACGUGUCGGAAGUGGUAGACGCUUCGCUCUCAGUCAUCGCCCAGACCUUCAUGGACGCCUGCACCAAGAGCGAGCACAAGCUCAGUCGGGACUCCCCAAGUAACAAACUUCUCUAUGCAAAGGAGAUCUCCACCUACAAGAAGAUGGUGGACGAUUACUACGAGGGCAUCAGACAGAUGGUCCCCAUCAGUGACCAAGACAUGAACACUCAUCUGGCAGAGGUGUCACGGGCUCACACAGACAAGCUGAACACUCAAGUGGCUCUUCAUCAGCUGUAUCGGUACGCCAGCAAGUACUACGACGGGAUCAUCUCCUCGCUGGAGGAGGACCCGGCAGCGCAGAGCAAGCAGCUGACCCUGCGGCUGCAGCAGAUCGCAGCCGCCCUGGAAAACAAAGUGACGGAUCUCUAAUGUGGAGAUGGGCCGGGUGGGGUAAUUGCUCGAGGGCGGGGGAGAAAACACGGGAAAGACGGGCUGUGGUCGUUUCUGCAACACAGACAACAUUCCGACAAUAUUUUCUUGUGCGGCGUAUCGCUGAGAUGCAAACGGAGAGCUGAUGACGUGUCGCGCAACGCAAAGGUACGCCUUAAAGCUCACUUGCCAAACCUUAAAACAAAAAAAGAAAGACUCAAGUCCGAAGUAAGCCCCUGUGUGACGCACUGGCGCAGGAGAUAAUCAGAUGUUCUGUUUCUUUUCCUGUGUAGAAGAGCUUUUGAGAAUUGUAUGAUAUAUUUUUUUGAAUUGUCUUUAUGCAGAAAGCUUUAUAAGGAAACACAAAAAAGAUGUUUUUAAAUGGAUGGCCUCGUGGUUCGAAUAGUGUUUUUAUUCGAUGUCGUGUGUGUGUGUGUGUGUGUGUGUGUGUUUGUGUGUGUGUGUGUGUGUGUGUGUGUGUGUGUGUGUGUGUGUGUGUGUGUGUGUGUGUGUGUGUGUGUUUGUGUGUGUGUGUGUGUGUGUGUG